GCACCCAGGAGAAGGUACCUUGGUUUGUUUACUGGAUCUUAUUGAAACGCAAAAGCAUCAUGUUGUUUUGAAAAUCAUUUGCGCUUGAAUGGAAUUAUAUGAGUUAAAUUUAUGUGAAUUUGCUUGUUGUGUGCGUGAGAAUGGUUUCUCACACUGCUUUUUAAGUGUUUGGGUAUAUUUCCUUCAGAAUGGUUGCUUGGAUUUUUUCGUACAUGGGACCUAUCUGUUGUGCAUUGUGGUUGUGCUUUGCAAAGUUAAUGUCCUGGAACAUUUACUAGUAAAUAUAAAUUGAAUUGUUCCUUUAGCAUAGUUGACAACCUUUUCACUCUAUUUGAAUGUGUAUGUAUUUGGUCUCUUCUUCGAUCUCCUCUUUUUUUUUUUUUUCUUUUUUUUUUUUGUUUUGCAGUUGAAUUCUAAAUAAGUAGUUUUUAUAUGCUGUAGUUUGUUUUAUCUUUGCCCAUAUGCUAAUGCUUUUCUAUACAUCAUCUGAUCCAUGGAUUACUUCUUUGGAUGCAAAUGCUACUGAGAUGUGCUGCUUCAACUUUAAAGUGAGAGUAUGUGGCAUUCUGGUCAUCCCUUUGCAACUCUUGACGACGCAGGCAUGAGAAAGAAGCUUGACGCUCUUCUUGGAAGAACCUUCAAGGUCUUUAAAUUCAUCACACUUGCCAAUCUUGCUACCUCUCGCGUUGCAGUUUUCAAGAACCAACGCCAAAUCAGGUGCAAUCAAGCUCGCUCUGAAGUGCUUCAGCUUCUUCAACAUGGCGAGCAUGAACGUGCUCUUCUUCGUGUUGAGCAUGUGAUCAAGGAGCAGCAUACGCUGGAUGUGUAUGUUAUGGUUGAAGGGUACUGCAAUCUCUUGGUUGAAAGAGUUCACCUCAUUGAUAAAGAGAGAGUGUGUCCUGAUGAAAUGAAGGAGGCAGUGUCAAGCUUAAUAUAUGCAUCUAACAGAUGCGGAGAUUUCCCUGAGCUUCUUGAAAUCCGAACCAUUUUCACCGCUUGGUAUGGGAAAGAAUUUGCUGCUCGUGCUAUUGAAUUGCGAAAUAAUUGUGGAGUGAAUCCUAGGAUGAUACAAAAGCUUUCAACCAGGCAGCCUAGCUUGUAUAGCAGAUUGAAGGUCCUCAAGGAGAUUGCCUCAGAAAAUAACAUUAUUUUGCAGCUUGAGGAAGCCUCUCUUACAAAUGAGGAAGCACUGAAGCAGAACCAUUAUGAGCCAGAGUCAUCAACUAGUUCAGGUGGCCCUAAGCGAAAGUAUAAGGAUGCAGUUGAUGCAGCCCAAGAUGCCUUUAAGCUAUCAGCCAAUGCAGCAGCUGCAGCAAAAGCAGCUCUGGAACUCUCUCGAUCCGAACCCCACGAUACUCACAAUAAUAACAGUUCCAAAAAUCGAGGAAAAAGUAGUAUGAGAUAAUGGCCAUGAAACUUGAAUCUGAACACAUGUAACUCACCAUUAAAAUGAGGCUAUAAAAUGGAAGGCAACUAAUUUUGUGAGUUGGUUUUGUCUUGUUAUUUUCUGUUUUUGUUGGAAAUUGAGAUAUCUUGUUGCAAGUAAAUUUCUUUGAUGUAAA
This is a messenger RNA of Manihot esculenta (cassava), 1562 nucleotides long. RefSeq names its product IST1 homolog. Gene Ontology annotation, biological process: protein transport. Bases 557 to 1405 code for a protein of 282 amino acids. The record is from RefSeq and is a predicted model, not a curated record. NCBI's taxonomy places the organism in Eukaryota, Viridiplantae, Streptophyta, Magnoliopsida, Malpighiales, Euphorbiaceae. The transcript is spliced from 7 exons.